This is a messenger RNA of Rotaria sp. Silwood2, 2154 nucleotides long. NCBI's taxonomy places the organism in Eukaryota, Metazoa, Rotifera, Eurotatoria, Philodinida, Philodinidae. The record is from the annotation of a GenBank genome assembly.
AUGGACAAUCUAGUAUCAAUAUUAAGUAGUUAUGAUUUUGAUCAGCUACAGAAAUAUUUAUAUGAUAGAUCUAAACGAACGAAAGAAAUAACUAUAAUAGCGCAUGAGAAGAAACUUAAAAAGCUUAAUAAUGGACCAUUAGGUCAAGAUUACGAAUCCCUUAAAACAAAACUCGUUCAUAAUAUAUCAUCGUAUACUCUCUCUUCAGCUGAAGAACGUAUUCUAUGUCGAGGUUGGGAAUUUUGUAUUGAAAAUAAAUUAACAAAUUUUAUUGAAUUUAAAACCGACAUUGAAUUAGGUGUAAAGAAAUUAGAAUCUAUAUGUCAUCCUAACGUCUUUACUAAUAUUUGUCGGAAGAUAAACAAUUAUUCAGAAGUAUUAAUUAAUACAGUUAAGAAGAAGAAAAUUAGGAAUAUAUGCGAUGAGGAAUUUAAUGCAUUACAAACAUUAAAGAAUAAUAAGAAUAUAAUAAUUUGUCGGGCCGAUAAAGGCAAUUGCAUAGUUGUACUUAAUAAGGAAGAUUAUAUUGAAAAAGCGGAAGAAAUCUUAAAAUUAAAACAAUUCAGACACACUGAUAAAUCAUUAUUAAUAGAAAAAGAAAAGAUUAUCAAUAAGUAUAUAUUGAAAUUAUUUAAGGAUAAAAUUAUUGAUAAACAGCUAUACUGGCGUAUACAUUCUACGUCUUCUUCUCUAGCCACUAUGUAUGGGCAACCAAAAAUCCAUAAGAAUAAUUAUCCCCUUAGACCUAUCAUUUCUUCUAUUGGUUCUUACAAUCAUGAACUAUCAAAAUAUCUUGCUGAACUGAUUAGAAAUAAUCGAACAUCAUUAUCUUUCUCGUUUAUCCGUGAUUCAUUUGAUUUUGUUAGAAAAAUAUGCGGAAUUAAUAAUAGUAAAGAUCAAAUUAUGAUUAGCUUUGACGUUGAUAGUCUCUAUACUAAUGUUCCGGUGAAUGAAGCAAUCGAUAUAACAUUAGAUAUGUUAUUUAAAAAAUCAUCUCCACCACCUAUACCUUUUAAUCGGUCUCAACUUAAAGAAUUAUUAGAAUUAGGUGUUUGUAACGUACCAUUUCGAUUCUUACAGAAAAAUUACGUGCAAUGUGAUGGAGUAGCCAUGGGCUCCCCUUUAGGACCCAUAUUAGCUGAUAUAUUUAUGUCUAAUCUUGAAAUUAAAUUAAAUAAGUUCUCAACUAACAAACCAUCUUUAUGGAUACGCUAUGUUGAUGAUAUCUUCUGCAUUUUUACGAAACAUCAAAACGUUAAAGAUUUUUUGAAAAGGAUUAAUAAAUGGCAUCCUAACAUAAAUUUCACUCCAGAGCACGAAAUUGAUGAUAAAUUAGCAUUCUUAGAUGUUCUCGUUAUUCGUGAUAAUAAAACUGAUAAAUAUGUCACCACUCUAUAUAGAAAACCUACCAACACUAGUUUAUAUCUUUUAUAUGAUAGUAACCAAUGUCGUAAAUAUAAAGUAGGAUUAAUCCGCACACUAGUAAUUCGCAUUUUACUCAUCUGCUCAACUAGUACUCAUAAAGAUAAUGAAUUAACACUGAUGAAAGAGACAUUAAAAAUUAAUGGAUAUCCACAACAUCUAAUAAGAAGAGGAAUACGAGAAGGACAAGCUAUUGUUAAUAAAAUAUUAAAUAAUACUCAUAAUAAACAACAGAACUCGCCUAUUAAGAAUAACAUAUUUCUUACACUUACGUAUUAUGGGUUAGAGUCAGAGGUUUUAGCACAAAGAAUUAGAAAGAUUUGUCGUCGAUAUUUACCUCUUGUCAAUGUUAAGAUAGCUUUCAAGAAAACGUUUACACUUAAGAAGAUAUUCUUACCUAUACAAAAAGGUGUUGAUGAAACGAAAAAUGAUAGAAAAUUAGUUUAUAAAAUUCCAUGUAUUAAUUGCAGUAAAUGUUAUAUUGGAGAAACUAGACGUGAAAAAUCUACAAGAAUGAAAGAACAUCAAAAAGACAUUAGGAAAUUGUCAGACUCAUCGAAUAUAGUAAAACACGUUACUGAACAUAAACAUUCCUUUAAUUUUAAUCAAGCUGAAACACUAUCUCAAGAAAACGAUUGGAAGCGCCGAAUAAUAAAAGAAAGUCUAUAUACUCAUCAAUCAUUAGGUCAAUCACUUAAUGAUGUAAAAUUUAAAUUAAAUGUUUUCGGAUAA